Molecule: messenger RNA, 4613 nt
Organism: Talpa occidentalis (Iberian mole)
Lineage: Eukaryota; Metazoa; Chordata; Mammalia; Eulipotyphla; Talpidae
Gene: DUSP18
Product: dual specificity phosphatase 18
Exons: 2
Coding region: 326-892 (188 amino acids)
Biological process (GO): protein dephosphorylation
Molecular function (GO): MAP kinase tyrosine/serine/threonine phosphatase activity
Source: RefSeq, a predicted model, not a curated record
CUUCUAUUUCAGUGAAAUUCACGAAGAUGUGUUCAAGCUUGAGAGACUGAGGGUGCUGAGAUUUUUUAGGAGAAGACAGGGGUCUGCCCCUCUCUGGACUACAGGCACUGCCCUUCUGCACGCACAUCAUGCUAUUGUGGCUCUCCCAUCUGAGGUUCCUCUACCUCUGUUUUUAUGUCUGGGGUCUGCCAUUAUGCCAGCUGGUUUCCAGGAAGCUUUCAACCACCCCCUUCCCCAUCAAGGUGCAGAAGCAAGUUUUUCUGUGGAACAACCUAGCAGAAAGAUGCCGUCUUUAUGCCUCACUGGCUGCUGACCCACUGGCCUGAUGACAUCAGCCACGUGUGCCUUCCCGGUCCAGUUCCGGCAGCCUUCGGUCAGUGGCCUCUCCAAGAUCACCGGCAGCCUGUAUAUCAGCAAUGGGAUAGCUGCCAACAACAAGCUUAUGCUCUCCAGUAACCACAUCACCACUGUUAUUAACGUCUCGGUGGAGGUGGUGAACACCUUAUAUGAGGACAUCCAGUAUUUGCAGGUGCCUGUGGCUGACACGCCCAUCUCGCGUCUCUGUGACUUCUUUGACCCCAUCGCCGACCACAUCCACAGUGUGGAGAUGAAGCAGGGCCGCACACUGCUGCACUGUGCUGCUGGGGUGAGCCGCUCGGCCGCCCUCUGCCUCGCCUACCUCAUGAAGUACCAUGCCAUGUCCCUGCUAGAUGCCCAUACGUGGACCAAGUCAUGCCGGCCCAUCAUCCGGCCCAACAGUGGCUUUUGGGAGCAGCUCAUCCACUAUGAAUUCCAGCUGUUUGGCAAGAACACCGUGCACAUGGUCAACUCCCCUGUGGGAGUGAUCCCCGACAUCUAUGAGAAGGAGGUCCGUUUGAUGAUUCCACUGUGAACCCUCCUGCCACCUCCUGCACUGGAGUCAGAGGGACAGAUCUGCCCUUGACCCCACACCUAGAUCUUAACUUGAGCAUUCUGCUUUUGUUGAUGCAGAAAAAACAGAUUAUGCCUUUCAUAAGGGGAAGAAAGAAGGAAGAGCACUACAGGGUUUAACCUUGUAAUCCAUAUUUUUGAAGAUUAAACUUUCUAAAUGUAAGAUGGUGAAGACAGCAGCUUCCUGUGUUAUCAAUGACAGGUUAUGACUGCUGGCUAGAGAGGAGGGUGAGGCAGGUGGUUCCCCGGGUCAAGAGGCCCAGCACCCCUGCCGCCCUCCCCUCGGCCGGCUAACCCAGGAACAAGUCUGCCUCAAUCUCUACUUAUUCUUUCCGAACCGAGAGCCGGAGCCUUAAGUGUCAUGGCAUCUCCUGUGGUCCUCACAGUAAGUGCCAGCCUACUGGAUAAGUAGCCUUCAAGCGGUGCUCCAGGAGCUGGGGUGGCGCAGGCCAGCCUGGUUCCAUGUUCAACCACAGGGUCCCAACUCUGGUUUUCUACAAUGAAUUUAGGCAUAAAAUAGUUUUCAAAGAAAACAUUCCACUGUAUAAAAUUUUUUUAAAACUCCUUUUUCGAGUGUUGUUCUACAUGGUAAGGCCUCAAAGCACCACUGCCAUUUCCCUAGCAGUCUGAUGAAGGGUGGCUUCUGUCGUCUCUUCCGGGCACAUAUGGGGAACAGGCCUACAAGCAGGCCUGGAGGUCGUCUCACAGACCUUGACUUGGAAGAUUGGAGCUGUGGACUGGAGCCUAGGCUUGUCACCCUGUCUCUGAUCCCUCCUGGAGCCUCAGUUCCCUCAUCUGUCCAAGCAACGAGGCCCUUUUCUCACAGCAUUGUCGUGAAGAUCAGCAAUGCCUUAGCAGGGUGCCUGGCAUGGGGCAGGCAGCUCAUGAAUGAGGCGUAGCCCCGUUGGUCCAGGUCAGCAUAGUCUUCCUCAUAACAGUAUUUUCCCCACCCAUGCACAGCCUUUUGUUCUUUAUAAAGUACUCUUCCAAAAAGGCAUCCGUGGGAAAAAAAUGGUUUCAGUUCUUGCAGACCCUACCUCAGAGGGGGGCCUAAACUUCAAAGCCUUUCUGGAAUCCCCAUUGUAUUUUUGCAGUGUUUCCCCAGGAGCACAAUUAUAGCUUCCCACAAAAGGCCUCCUUUAGAUAGCUGACCGUUAGAGCCAGCCCGCCCGCCCCGGCUGACUCACCACUGGGGAGGGGCAUGUGCCAAAGGGACAAGUACGUGGGUGCCACUAGCAGGCCCUGAAUCCAGGAUUGUUCACACCCCCCAGGUGUCUCAGGAUCUGGUUGAAGACCCGUUCUAUUCCAGAUAAUACAUGAAACACACAAAAGCACAACUGUUUGUGGGUCCAGAGUCCAGUGGAGGCCAAAUGCCCUCUCUCCAAAUAAAAACCUCACCCCCUCUUCCACAAAAGGAUACACUUUUAGGGAAGAGGGAGAAGGAAAAUCACUGUUGUGACUGAGUCUCUCAUAUUACAGAUGAAUGUACAGAUCCACAAACACCAGGGCUGGUGUGGCAGAGCCACCACAAAACAGCCUUCCUGGAACAAACCCACACGGAAGCUUUCUUUUAAAGCAGUUUUAAGGAAAAAGUUAUUUGAGUAUAUUUUGUUUCCAUUUAAAAAAUUGUUUAAUUGACAUACCAUUAAGUUCCUCAUAGGUAUAAUUCUAUGUGUUGUAACACAUUUGUAGAACUACUUCCAUAGUUAAGACUCAGCAGUUCCAUCACCCCAACAAUUCCCAUAUAUAUCCCUGUAUAGUCAAACUAUCACUUCUACCAUCUGGUAGAAAAUGUUCUCCAUCUUUAUGGAUUUGCCUUUUCCAGAAUGUCUUAGACACGGAUUCAUAGAGGAUAUAACCUCUAUGCUUUUGAGAUUCAUACAUGUUGCUUUUCGUGGCUAAGUAGUUUUCCAUUAGAUGAAUGCCCUACAGUUUGUUUUAUAUUAACCUGUUGAUGGAUAUUUUGGGUUGUUUCCAGUUUUUUGGUGAUUUUGAAUAAAACUGCUAUGAAUAUUUGUGUGUAGGUUUUUGUGUGAACAUAAAUUUCCAUUCAUCUAGAGUUUAUAUAGAGAAGUAGAAUUGCAGAUGGUAAAGAUAAACUUAACUUUGUAAACACUACCAUGCUUCCAGAGUGGCUAUUCCACUAUAAGAGAUCCAAUUUCUCUGGAUUUGGCAGUAUUUUUAGUAAUGCCAAUGCUAUUCUACUUGGUGUGUGGUAUUACCUCACUGUGGUUUUAAUUUGCAUUUCCCUAAUCAUCAGGAUGUGGAGUAUCUUCUUGUAUAUUUAACUGCUUUUUUACCUACCCUCUUUGGUGAAGUCCAUUGAAUUCUUUUGCCCAUUUUAAAAUCAAUGUUUUACUUACUGUUGAAUUCAGCUUACUGUUGAAUGUUGAAAAUUCUCCAUAUAUUCUGGAUACAAGUCUACUGUUAGAUUUUUUUCCAGUCUAGCUUGUCUUUCUAGUCUCUUACAAUUGUCUUUUGCAAAGCAAAUUUAAAAAAUUUUGAUGAAGUGCUACUUCCCAGUUUUUCCUUUUAUGCAUUGGUUUGGUGCCAUGUGUUAAGAACACUUUGCCUAACCCCAGGUCACAAAGAUUUUCCUGGAUAUUUUUAAGUUUAAGAUUUUCACUUAUUUCUCUGAUCCUUUUAGAUAGGGUGUGAGGUUUAAGUUGAAGUUCUUGUUUUUUUCAUGUGGUUGUUUAAUGAUUUCAGCUCAAUUUGUUGAAAACUAUUCUCCACUGAACUGACUUUGCACCUUUGUGAAGGUCUAUUUUUCUACUCUAUUCUGUUUGAUAUAUGUAUCUUUCUGUUCACUAAUACAACACUGUCUAUUUAUGUUUUUUUUUCCUUUUUUUGACACUGUCUUGAUAACUGUAGCUUUAUAGUAAGUCUUAUAAUCAGAUAGUGUGACGCCUCCAAUUUUUCUCCCUUUAAGAAAAAUUGUUUUGGUUAUUCUAGUUUCUUUGCCUUUCCAUGUAAAUUUUAGAAUCAACAUGUCGAUGGCAACAACAUCCCAAAAAUCUGGCUGUGAUUUCAACUGAAAUUAUGUUAAAUUCAGUGGCCAAUUUAGGGGAGAAUCGACAUCUUCACUCUUGUUGUAUCUUCUGAUUCAUGAACAUAGUUUGCCUCCCCAUUGGUUUAGAUCUUUGAUGUCUUUCAUCAAUGUUUUGUAGUUUUCAUUAUACAAAUCUAAUAUAUUUUAUCAAAUGAAAUCUAAUAAAGAUUUCAUUUGAAGGAAAGCAUUGCAAAAAUAUUUUUAAUUCGAGUUUCCAAUUGUUCAUGGUUAGUAUAUAGAAAUGCACUUGAUUGUGUGUUGACCUUGUAUCCUGUGAUCUUGCUAAGUUCACUUACUCUCAGAAUAUUUUUUGUAAAUUUCUUGGCUAUCUGCAUGUAGACAACCAGGUUAUCUACAAAUAGACAUAGUUUUAUUUUUUUUCUUUUCCAAUCUGAAUGCCCUUGAUUUCUUUUUUUCUUUUUUUAUUACACUGGCUAGGACUUCCAGUAUGAUGAUGAAUAUGAGUAAUGGGAUAGACAUUCUUGCCUUCUUCCUGAUCUUAGAAAGUCAUCAGUUUUUACCAUUAACUAUGAUGCUAGCUAUGGGUUGUUUGUAUAUGUCCUUUAUUAAGUUAAGGAAGAAUUAGAAAGCAUUGUCUCCUGUUUUCUGGAAGAGAUGUGUGAAUUUGGUG